AUGCCAAACACUAAGCCUGUCACCAACGGCGGGCCUGUCACACCAAGCAAGCCGAAAAACGCUCAACAUAGCGGAGGCCCAAACCCUGAAUUAGAGACACCUCGCAAGAUCCGCUACGACCUCGACAACAUCUUAGAGCAAUUGAACUCGACAUGGAGUCUGGAUCUCCCCCGGAUUCGGGGCACAGCAGCUUCUCAGAUGGAGUCGACGAGUGCCUUGGCAAAGAGAUGCUCGGCCAGGCUGAGAUAUCUGUGCUUCAGAUUGGAGAACCUGGACACAUGGAUCAAAGACUUCGAAGAGCGCGCAAGAAUCAUCCACAGCGGUUGGGUCUUCAAGCCGAGAGGAGAUCGCAAUCUGAUAGUCCCACGAAAUGUUAGCGAGCCGAAUUUGAAACGUGCAGCUGCGAAAGGCAAGAUGCCCCAGUUGGCCGAGGAGCAAGUGCAGCAACUUCUGCAAUGCCUUGAUGCCGUACUGCAAGACCCGUACGACUUGGCAAGAGAUACCGACAGUUUCAACAGUACAAGUGGGGCGACUGCUUCUAGCUCGAUAGCACCUCCUGCAUUUCUGUCCGGUCCCAACGUCAAACGAACCAAACCCAACGUCACCGCCACUCCGCGCAUCUCAGCAGAACCCGAGGACAUCAAGAUUUCGAAGAUGCCAAACAAGCGAACAUCAUCCUACGAUGACUCUCACGAGAUCAACAGCAAGAAAGCGAAAAUUCCCGCAACCUCGCCUGGUAACAUCAGGCAGUUCUUGAUACCUGUGGACAAAACCACGUUUAGCCGUCAUCAGCCUCAGCCCGAGCUCGUCACUAGCUUUGAUUCUGCUCCGGGAUCGACAGACGAGAUCUUUUCCCAAGGCGAUGACGAUUCGAGAGCGGUCAGCUCAAAUGCUACCACAGUGCUAGAUGAGUUUCCGGACACUCAAGACGCCCAUGACUUACUGCAAGACCCUGGGCUGCUACGGUCACUGGAAGACCUCGGUCGUUCAGACAGACUCGGUCCUCGAAGAACGCUGAGCGAGAGGCUCGAUGAUACAUUCAAGCCUCUACCCACCUCACUGCCGCCGAAUCUUGACUUUGACUUCAAGUACGAGCUUCACAGCCUGUCGCUCGAUCUCAACAUUCGCAUAGAGACACUGUUGACACAAAUACAAAAAGAAUGCGGCAAACGUUUUCCUUCACCUGCCGAACGAUACAGAGUGUACAAAACGCUCGCCAGGGGCACCCGCAUCGAGCGCUUCUCUGAGAGAUCCUGGAACCCCUCCCUUGCACACCCAGACAGUGCCAGACACCAUUAUGCGAUGUAUCUUUCUACGACUCUGACGGUGGAUCCGAGCGCAAAUGACCGAGCGAGUCCAUACAGGGUAAAACUCAACGCACCUAUCGUCGACAAAUCUUGUCGACUGUACCGCAAGUUCGACAAUCGCACGUUAAUGAUUCUCAAUUUGCCUGUCGUGCAAAAGGGCGAGUUGUCGAAAGAUCUCCCUUACGAUGAGGUGUACGACGAGGUCGUGAGAUGGCUAUCGAAACCCCUCCACAUCGCCGGACUCGAGUGGCGUGCAUUUUUCAUCGAUGAUCAAGUGCGCGUGCGCAAAGACGAUGUUCGUUUUCGACAAGUCCACUUGUUCGCUGUGAACGGCGACCAACCUACUGUAUCGCUACGAGACUUCAUGGACUGGCAUAUUCCUUGGACCGAGAACGUGCAGAGCACGGACUUGAAGCUCUUUGCUCGUUUCAAACUUGCUCUUUCCAAAACCACUCCAACAGUGGUAAUCGAACAAGAAGAUUUCAUCGAAGUCCCCGAUAAGCAAAAUCCAGGCGGUCAGGUCAUGGACGACGGAGCGGGACUGAUGUCAUUCAGUCUGGCCAAAGCAGUCAGCGCGUGCGCCGGCCUAUUUGAAAUUCCCAGCGUUUUCCAGGGCCGCGUUUCCGGUGCCAAAGGUGUGUGGAUAGUCGUCCCAGACUAUGUCAAACAAUGCCGCUCUAAGCGAGGCUUCUGGAUAACGGUAUCGCCCUCGCAACUCAAGAUCAAACCGCAUCCGCGCCAUCGUGUAUGUGAUCCAGAACACCGAACCUUCGAAAUCAGUGCCUUUUCCAAGACCCUUCGACCUGCAUCGCUCAACACGCAACUCAUCACAGUCCUUCACAACCAGGGCGUCACCAAGGAGGUGCUUGAAGCCCGACUCAAGGAGCAUUCUCAAGAGUACUAUACGUCGCUCAGGCAGGCUGUGGAUGAUUCCAAUGGACCAGCCAUACGAGCAUGGCUACAGCGCUACCACCCUCCUGUCCGAAAUGGUGAGAUCACCAUGACUGGAUCAGUCCCCUCGCAAAAGACAGACAAGCAAAGCAUGCUGCUAGAUGCAGGUUUCCUCCCCAAGGACUGCAACAUCAUGCACGACUUACUCCGGCUGAGCUUGAAGGAUAGGCUGAGCGAGAUGACGGAGAAGAUCAAUCCGGAGAUACCUGAGUCCACGACACCAUUCAUAAUUCCGGACCCGUAUGAUGUGCUCGACGAAGGCACAGCGAUGUUGUGUCUUCCAGAAGGAGGCUUUACAGAUCCCAGGACCGGAAUGCCGUUUUCUCAUGUCGAUGGGCGACAUGCCUUGGUGGCGCGCAAUCCCGCUUACUGGCCCUCUGACAUGCAGAAGAUCAAACUCGUUUACAAUCUCCAGCUCGCAUGUUUCAAAAACGUCCUAAUAUUUUCGACCAAAGGCUUGCGACCACUCGCAGACCUGCUCUCUGGAGGCGAUUACGAUGGCGACAAAGCAUUCAUCACUUGGGAUCGAGAGAUUGUUGAUCAGUUCAAGAACUAUGAUGGUCCCGCACCAGACGCAGUACGGCCGGAAGACUGUUAUGUGAAGCAGGAAUCGCGUCCAUUGUCCGAGAUCUUCCAAAGCAACCCACGAGGUGGGCCAUCGCUAACUGAAGUUGAGAAGUAUUUGGAUAAGUGCAUUUGCUUCAAUUUAAGCACGUCGCCACUAGGCAUGGUUUCAAAUGAGCAUGCGAAGCUCGUCUACUCGCUGUCUUUGAAGGGGGACGGCAAGCGAGCACUCAACAAUGAUGGUGCCAUCAAGCUUGGUGCCUUGGCAGGCUUUCUUGUUGACGCAUUUAAACAGGGAUACAGACUGCCCAUAGACGACUUCUACGCAUUACGGCGCCUGGUCUGCGGCUUCAGAAGACUGAAUGAUCCAGCCUACACAAAGAAGAUAGACUUUACAGGAUAUAACGAGAAGAAUAUCAACGACUAUCUGAAGUUCAAGGUCGCCAAACAAGAGAUGGAUAACACCUUGACGCACUGGUCGAAUCACUACUCACGCUCCGGCCGCCUUGACGAAGCUCUCAAACGAAAAGUCACUGAGUUCAAAGCGAUGGCCACUGAAGACGCUUCUGGCGUGACCCAACGGAUCAGCGCGCAACUCGAACUCGACAUCAGGUAUAUAACGGGCAGGUGGGCACGGCUAGUGAACGACGAUAACCUGGAUCCCCGCACUUUCUCCCUAGAAGUCAGCCAACUACACCGAGAGUUCCUUCAGAUUGAGCCACUCCAGGUGCCAGGCCAAGAGGACGCCUACAGAUACCGCUUCUUUGCAGAGGCCCAACGCCUCGGUCAGCCUGUGUGGCCCGCGAUUCGCGCUUGCUACCUCUAUUGCGCGACACACAAGGCAUUCCGUUCUCUGGCGUGGAAUAUGGCAGCGGAUCAAUUGUGCGAGAUCAAAGCGAAGAGUCUGGGAUCGGUGACCACGGUAACGAUGCGUAUGUGGGCGACCCUGAAGGUGGACAAGCGCAUUGCCUCUACUACGGUGACGUGGGGCGAUAUUGGAUAUCAUGAUAUCGAGGAUGAGGAGGAAGACGAGACGCAAUACUUUGAUGCGGAGUCGGAGUUGCCGGCCAAUAACAGCUUGAUCGAGUGGCUGAACUUUUGA
Cyphellophora attinorum is the source of this 3924-nucleotide messenger RNA. RefSeq names its product putative RNA-dependent RNA polymerase 2. Gene Ontology annotation, biological process: siRNA processing. Gene Ontology annotation, molecular function: RNA-directed RNA polymerase activity. The transcript is spliced from 4 exons. Gene Ontology annotation, cellular component: nuclear RNA-directed RNA polymerase complex. The record is from RefSeq and is a predicted model, not a curated record. NCBI's taxonomy places the organism in Eukaryota, Fungi, Ascomycota, Eurotiomycetes, Chaetothyriales, Cyphellophoraceae. Bases 1 to 3924 code for a protein of 1307 amino acids.